Molecule: messenger RNA, 1353 nt
Organism: Trypanosoma cruzi
Lineage: Eukaryota; Euglenozoa; Kinetoplastea; Trypanosomatida; Trypanosomatidae
Product: heterogeneous nuclear ribonucleoprotein H/F, putative
Exons: 1
Coding region: 1-1353 (450 amino acids)
Biological process (GO): regulation of RNA splicing
Cellular component (GO): ribonucleoprotein complex; nucleoplasm
Molecular function (GO): RNA binding
Source: RefSeq, a predicted model, not a curated record
AUGGAAAGACCACCGCAACAGCAACAACAAGAACAACAACAAGAGGAACAACAGUACGGCACGGAGGAAUUGGGCGCGAUGAAUCCGGACACCAUCGCCGACGCCUACCAGGGUGAGCCACAGACAGGUGAGGAAGAUAUCCCGGUGAUGAUUGAGACGCGGGUGGUGCGUCUUCACGGGCUCCCGUACUCCGUAAGCGAGGAAACCAUUCGUGCCUUUUUUGCGGAAUUUGAACUGGAUGAAAAGGAUCCCAUCCUGCACUUCACGGAGGGAUUACAUCGUGGGACUGGAUUCGUUCGCCUGAAGAGACCCGAGGAUGUGGAGGAAUCCAUAAAGAAGCUCCACCGCCAGCAUAUUGACGCCAAUCGCUACGUUGAGCUUACCGCAUCGACCGAAGAGGAGCGUCAACGUAUAUUGGAACAACAAGAGCAGGGAUGCAAGACACACGUCCUGCGAUUACGAGGGCUUCCUUUUACAUCCACAGAGGAAGAUUUAAGGGAGUUUGUCAGGUCUGUUCCGGGAGUAACGCGUGUGGAUAUCUGUCGGGACAUGGAGGGACGCAACACCGGGGAUGCAUUCAUUCAGCUUGCCACAGAAGAAGAUGUCGAGGAGGCAAAGCAGCUUCACAAUAAGACAAUGGGCUCACGCUACAUUGAAGUUUUGCCUUCUACAAUGUAUGAUCGUGACGCCAUUAUGCGAGCCGCCAGUCUUCGUGCACGUCGUGAUCGUCGUGGUACACGUGCUGGCGACAGUCCUUUGGUGGGCCCACGCAAUCAUGGCAACGGUGUUUCCCCUGGUGCGAUGCAAAUGCUGGCACCAAACUUUUUUGACCCAUUUAUUGCGGCUGCGUGCAUGGGAUAUAUGCCCCACGUUUCUUUUGGUAAUGAGUUGUCACAAAACCCAUAUGAGCGCAGUGGGAUGCCACAAGGAGCGCCUUACGGAGUCCCCGGUGGUCCACAGCCGUUGUUUCCGAUGUUCCCCGGUCAUGCACCGAUGGUGGCGCCGCGUGCGCCAAGCCCCCACGUAGUUCGCAUCCGCGGUGUGCCGUAUGCCGCGACGGAGGAGUCAAUCGCGGAGUUUUUUGCGGGGGUGAAGAUACCGCCUCAGGGUGUUCAUAUGGUGUACAAUGAGCAGAACCGGCCCACCGGGGAGGCGUUUGUGGAGCUGGAGAAUGACUCGGAUUUGGUGGCGGCCCUGGAACGAAACGGUGGGGCGAUGGGGAACCGCUACAUUGAAGUCUUCCAAAGCAGUGUGGCGGCGAUGCAGCGACUGGGGAGCCCACUCACGGGGAUGAUGAACAUGAUGCAGUACUCCAUGCCGGGGUUGGGUGUUGUGCCGCAGCCGCACUGCUGA